UACUGUCAGUUAUUGACAACUGACAGUUUUCAAUCAGAAUUCACGUCAGCUGGCUGACCUCAGCCCCUGUAUUAUGUGAAUUGUGUAAGCAAUACAUACAAAUAAAAUUGGUAUUAAAUAAAUAGUUUUCCCUAGAAAACAGAGGAUCACUUCAUAAAAAAAUGCUGAAUUCAAUUUUUCGUGGUCUCCUGGGCACGGAGGAAGCUCCGACCAAAGUGAUAGAGGUGCGGUCAGACAACUACAUUUCAAGGCCGAUACACUACCGUGAAGAUUCUAUUUUACUGUAUGGACCAAAAAAUCCCCCAGACGGCAAAAAUACUAAAGAGAAAUACUACGAAAUAGUUCUUCAUAAACCCUUUACUGAGAGCUUACAUCAGAUGUACAGCCUAUUUCGUGCAAAAACCUUAGAGUCUGCAGAAGAGAAAUUUAUAGUAUACAAAGAGAGAAUACCUAUAUUUAUUAAGAUUACCAAAGAGUGCACAGUAGCGAUACUUCAGAAGCUGUGUGACACAUUAUCGGAGCACCAAUCAUGGACGAUUGCUCAUAUGGUUGCUCACUUCGGACUGAGCGAGCUGUUCAAUGACCCUGAAGUCCAGAAACAUAUUGAUAGCAUUGAUCCUUUGACUGGAGCUACACCAUUAAUGGUGGCUGUAAAAUCAUGCAAUGUCCGCAUGGUCCAAAGUUUAGUCUCUCUGAAUUCUUCACUCGAUGUAAUUGACCUUGAGGGUAACACAGUGUUCCACUAUGCAGCAGCCAGUAACAAAGAAAUUAUUAAUGCAUUGGCCAGCAAGAGCCCUUCUUCCCUCAACGUCUACAACAAGCAGGGCUACACCCCACUCCACACGGCAUGCCUGGCCGACGCGCCAGAUUGCGUACGCGCACUCAUGUUGGCAGGCGCCGAUGUCAAUCUGACAGCUGCCAAACGAUCUACUAGCCUGUUACCAGCUCGUGCCGAUAGCAGCAUGACGGCUUUUAGAAAAUCUGCUACGAUACUGUCAGGCAUAGUGGGCGACUUGCUACACGACAACCAACCGAAACUAUACCAACAAGACAUGAAACACGGAGGCACGCCAAUCCACUGGGCUAUAUCCCGGGAAGUCAUUGAGGCACUCGUCGACAAAAACUGCGAUAUCAACGCUCUCAACUUCGAUGGUAGAACGGCCUUACACAUCAUGGUGUUAAGAGGUCGUCUCGAAUGCGCUAUGGCGUUACUCUCAAGGGGGGCUGAACACUCUAUAGGGGACAAUGAAGGGAACACUCCCUUGCAUUUGGCGGUAAAACAAACGAACAUCGCAAUAGUACAAGCGUUGAUUGUUUUUGGUGCUGAUUUAGAAGCAAAGAAUAAUAUGGGCAAUACGGCCAGACAUAUUCUGCCUACGGAGAUGUCGAGCAGUAACUAUGAUAAGAUUCUGUAUGUUUUGCACGCUGUUGGUGCUAGAAGAUGUCCUCCCGAAGUAUCAGGCUGUGGUCCUGGCUGUUCAGCCCGAGGUGAUUACAACGGAGUGCCACCACCUCCCGUCGCCAGGAGUUCCACCAGAGACCUGGUCAGCCAGAUGCUCUCCGUCGCAGCCAUGGAGAGAGCUGCGUGUUACGAUACUAAUCAGAAGCAGGGACGGUUACUCUGCCUAGACGGUGGUGGCAUUCGCGGCCUAGUAUUAGUCCAAGUGCUAAUAAACUUAGAAGAAGCUGUAGGCCAACCUAUAAUCCACUGCUUCGAUUGGAUAGCAGGCACCAGUACGGGAGGCAUUCUGGCCUUGGCCCUAGCCAGUGGGAAGUCCCUCAGAGACUGUCAGAGACUCUACUUUAGGAUGAAAGAAUUCGCUUUUGUUGGCAUGAGGCCUUAUCCUUCAGAAGCCUUGGAAACUAUUCUGAAGGACUGUUUAGGUACGGAGACAGUGAUGGCUGACAUAGAACAUCCAAAGCUGAUGAUCUUAGCUGUACUAGCCGAUAGGAAACCAGUUGACUUACACAUAUUCAGGAACUACAAGUCUGCGCAAGAGAUUCUUGAUGACCACAAUGGAACUACAAGUCCUCACGCAGAAGCCGGCGAUCAGGCGUCAGUGGUAUCUCUGGCGGCGCCGCCCCCGCCUGCUGAACAGUUAGUGUGGCAAGCUGCCAGGGCCACGGGUGCUGCGCCCUCGUACUUUAGGGCUUCGGGCAGGUAUUUAGACGGUGGACUAAUGGGCAACAACCCGACAUUGGACGUGCUAACAGAGUUAACUGAACUGAAUCUCGCGCUGAGAGCUACGGGACAACAUGAAGAGGCUAAGAAAACUAAUCUUAAAGUUGUAGUGUCUUGUGGUACAGGUCUUAUUCCCGUAUCGAAGUUAAAAGACAUAGAUGUGUUCAAACCAGAGAGUUUGUGGGACACUGCGCGACUGGCUUGGGGACUAUCAGCUAUCGGGGGUCUACUCGUCGACCAGGCGACUCAGUCGGACGGGCGCGUGGUGGACCGAGCCCGCGCGUGGUGCAGCGCGGUGGGCGUGCCGUACUACCGCUUCGCGCCGCAGAUGUCGCGCGACGUGGCGAUGGACGAGCGGCAGGACGACGUGCUCGUCACCAUGCUGUGGGAGGCGCACGCCUACAUGUACGCGCACAGGGACAGGGUCAAUGAACUCGCUGCCUUGCUGAGGGAUGACCAAACAUCUAAAAAUUGAUCUGCACCAUAGAACUACACGGGUACGUAAACCAUAGCUUAUAGUUAACUAAUACGCAUAAUAUUUGAAUAUUGAAUGUAUAUUUAACAAUUUGUCUGACAUUAUAUAAAUUGGCAGGGUUUAGUUAAGUAAACAUCUUAGUUAUAUGUAUAAGGUAUUUUUUGUUUUUUUUUUUGCUCUGACAACUAGAACAAUUAAAGUAAACAAUAUUUGUGGUUGUUUUCACAUUCCUAGUAGGAAUAUUUGACAUUUACGACGAUUUAGUUUUUAUAUGACGUAAAAAUCAUUCGGAUUUUCUCUCAUGAUAUGUUUGUUCAUGAAAAUAAAUAGUGCUAAUGUCUUUAUUUUUCGAUAAAACAUCACAGUUAAAUGUGCAAUAUAUUUUUCUGUUAUUUUUAUUUACUAGUAGUUCGUAAGUGUUGUAUGAAAUUGUUGUUUUUAUGAUUAAACAUAUACUAUCUGCAUGUAUAAAUUAAUUAUUCAUUAUGGCAACACUUGUAUUUUAAUUGCGGUGUUGCUACACUCUUUAGUCGACAAAUGUGAUUAUAACAUAGCAUUCCCACAAUACAUUAUUCUUGACAUAAUAUAGUUCAUCUUUAAAUGCAUUCCUUAAAGGAAUUUAUACAUAUUAAUAUAUUCCACAACUUAUUUAUAAAUUGCCAUAAUAUAUUGCAUUUUCUGUAUUCAUAGUUUAUUAUUUAUUGCAACAAAUACUUAGUAAGUAAACCCCUGUUAAUAAUCCUUGACAAAAUGCUUAGAUUAAUGUUAGAUAUUAGGAAAGAUGGUCUUCAGUAAUAAAUAUUAAGAGUAUUCACCAGUAAGCCUGAUUGUAUUUUAUAAAAUUGAAAAUAUAUUAAUUAGUCUCAAAUUUUGAGGUUCUUCACAUACUUUCUCUUCACUGUGUCAUAUGGUACUAUACAAAUUGGAUAGUAAACAUUGUUUUUAAUUUUUCCCCAAAGACCUCGUAUAUUAUUAUUGUAUGUAUAAAAGGCUAAUAGAAAAUACCUAGGAAUCUGCUCUGAAGCAUUACCCAUUUAUGGAACAAUUAUUUUAUGUAAAAAUAUAUCUGCCAUAAAUAAGCUUAUAUUACUUACUAUUGAGCGCAAUAGUAUGUUGAUCCCAAGUAUUGUUCAAAAUUUAUAAAACAUAGAAUUCUUAUAUUUCAUUAUUCAAUGUAUAAAAUCGCUUGAUUGGCUGUUAAGAUAUCUGUCAUAUUUUAUACAGUAUCAUAAUUAAAUGCAAUAUUAAAUAUUAUAUUAUUAAAUUUAAUGGCAAAAAUGAUAAGUAUAUGAUUAUCAUUUCUGUGGAUGUAGACCAUAGAUUUAAAAAUAAAUAGACAGCUUUUUGGUGAGCCAACAAAAUAUACUGUAAAAUGUAUUUUCUCAUUACCUGUGGUCACCGUUACUGUCUUGAGUAACCUAUUUGUGCUGUUUCGUGAUUGUAUUGUGCCUAGUCGUUUUUUAUCCAAAUGUAUGGAAAUGUAUAUUUUUCACAACUCUCGUUUCAUCACAAGGAGAUUAUAAUUUAUAUUGUUAGACAAAGAAGUAUUUAUUCAAUGUGAUAAUAGUUCAAAUGAGGGCUCAAGUCUUUAUUGAAAAAUGUUGGUUGUAUGAAGCGCAACUAUGUAUAAUUUAUAAGCAAUACGAUGUGUUAGAAAUAGUGUAUUCACUGCUUUAAGUUUGUACUGUUAAACUGUUCUCCGACCAAAUCGAAUGUGUCCAAGCCCUAAACUUUGUAUCUUCUUAGCUAUAUGGAAUAAAUGAAGUUGUCAAGCGAAAACGGCUUUUAUUGCAAUGAAACCAAAGUCGUUUAUGCAAGCUCUUUAAUUUAAUAUUACUAUUAAUCACAAUAUUCACUAAUAUAUGCUUAUACCAAGACUCAAUAAUAUCACAUUUCUGAUGUGGAUAUUAUCAAUCCACAGCUAAAACUAACACUAACAAAGUAAUUUCUAAAUUGUCUAACUACUUAGCUAAGUACCACCAAUAUAGGGUUUAUUAAGUAGAGGUGCCUCUUCAUAAGGUAAGCUGCGAGGAAACUAAAUCAUAAUGGAAGCAAAUUAGUAACUUGGCAAGUAUAGUCUAUAUUCUAGAAUGUUAAGUACAACACUAAAUUGUGCACAUGUUAUCUUCUGAUGAACAGAAAUAAACUUAGUUUAAUAGGUACCUAAUUGCGGUAAGUACGAUACAAUUUUAA
Helicoverpa armigera (cotton bollworm) is the source of this 4850-nucleotide messenger RNA. It is a transcript of the gene iPLA2-VIA, whose product is annotated as 85/88 kDa calcium-independent phospholipase A2. The coding region runs from base 162 to 2657 and encodes 831 amino acids. The record is from RefSeq and is a predicted model, not a curated record. Gene Ontology annotation, biological process: positive regulation of ceramide biosynthetic process; lipid metabolic process. Gene Ontology annotation, molecular function: protein binding. NCBI's taxonomy places the organism in Eukaryota, Metazoa, Arthropoda, Insecta, Lepidoptera, Noctuidae. The transcript has 16 exons. Gene Ontology annotation, cellular component: mitochondrion.